AGAUCAAUAGGAUCAAUUGCCUUCAAAAUCCCUGCGUAUUAUCUCUGUGUUGCCCUCGGCAGAAUGAUUCCCUGCAGAGCAGCCGUGACUUUUGCCCGAUGUCUGAUCCGGAGAAAGAUCGUCACUCUGGACAGUCUAGAAGAUACUAAAUUGUGCCGCUGCUUGUCCACCAUGGACCUCAUCGCCCUCGGGGUGGGAAGCACGCUGGGCGCGGGGGUUUACGUGCUAGCUGGGGAGGUCGCCAAAGCAGAUUCCGGCCCCAGCAUCGUGGUCUCCUUCCUCAUCGCCGCGCUGGCCUCGGUGAUGGCCGGCCUGUGCUACGCCGAGUUCGGGGCCCGAGUUCCCAAGACUGGCUCUGCGUAUCUGUACACUUACGUCACCGUUGGAGAGCUGUGGGCCUUCAUCACCGGCUGGAAUCUCAUUUUAUCUUAUGUCAUAGGCACGUCAAGUGUUGCAAGAGCAUGGAGUGGCACCUUUGAUGAACUUCUUAGCAAACAGAUUGGGCAUUUUUUGAAGACAUACUUCAAAAUGAAUUACACCGGCCUUGCAGAGUAUCCAGACUUUUUUGCUAUGUGCCUUAUAUUACUUCUAGCAGGCCUUUUAUCUUUCGGAGUAAAAGAAUCUGCUUGGGUGAAUAAAAUCUUCACAGCUAUUAAUAUCCUGGUCCUCCUCUUUGUUAUGGUUGCUGGGUUUGUGAAAGGCAAUGUGGCGAACUGGAAGAUCAGUGAAGAGUUUCUCAAAAAUAUAUCAGCAAGUGCCAGAGAGCCGCCUUCUGAAAAUGGAACAAGUAUCUAUGGGGCUGGUGGCUUUAUGCCUUACGGCUUUGCAGGAACUCUGGCUGGUGCUGCAACUUGCUUUUAUGCCUUUGUGGGAUUUGACUGCAUUGCAACAACUGGAGAAGAGGUCCGGAAUCCCCAGAGAGCUAUUCCCAUUGGAAUCGUGACUUCAUUGCUUGUUUGCUUUAUGGCCUAUUUUGGGGUCUCGGCAGCUUUGACACUUAUGAUGCCAUAUUACCUCCUGGACGAAAAAAGCCCCCUUCCUGUGGCAUUUGAAUAUGUGGGCUGGGGUCCUGCCAAAUAUGUUGUUGCCGCAGGGUCACUCUGCGCCUUGUCAACAAGUCUUAUGGGCUCUAUGUUUCCUUUACCCCGAAUUAUGUUUGCCAUGGCCCGAGACGGUUUACUGUUUAGAUUUCUUGCCAGAGUGAGUAAGAGGCAGUCACCAGUUGCUGCCACGUUGACUGCAGGGGUCAUUUCUGCUGUGAUGGCGUUUCUGUUUGACCUGAAGGUGCUCGUGGACAUGAUGUCCAUUGGCACGCUCAUGGCCUACUCCCUGGUGGCAGCCUGUGUUCUCAUCCUCAGGUACCAGCCCAGCUUAUCUUACGAGCAGCCCAAGUACUCUCCUGAGAAGGAAGGUCUGGAAGCAUGUCCCGGUGCCACCUCGAAAAGCGAGUCCCAGGUCACCAUGCUGCAAGGACAGGGAUCCAUCCUGCAGAGCCUCCUCAGCCCCUCCGUUCUGCCCACACGGCAGUCGUCUUCUCUCGUGAGCUUCCUGGUGGGAUUCCUGGCGUUUCUCAUCCUGGGCCUGAGUGUCCUGACCACUUACGGGGUUCCGGCCAUCACAAGGCUGGAAGCCUGGAGCCUGGCGCUUCUCGUGCUCGUCCUGCUGCUCUGCGCUGCUGUUGUCCUCAGCAUCUGGAGGCAGCCCCAGAACCAGCAGAAAGUAGCCUUUAUGAGCAAGUUUUGGCUUGAAGAAGGCUUCCUGGAAGUACCCCUGGGGAUACCCGUGUGUCCAGAGUUCCGGAGGCGUGCCAUGUCGAUGUCCGAACUAAGCCAGUAAACCCCGAACGAAGCUAAACCCUAAAAUCAGUAUUAUCUUGAUGAAGGUGCAGGUGUUAGCAGGUUGAAUAAAUCUCCUGUUGCCCUAAGCGUCAGUAAAUAAAAUGGGAUUCUCCUUUCAGCAGUCUCUAGAAGCGCAGUUUUUAUCCAGGUUGUCUUUUUUGCAGGCAUAUACAGUUACUGACAUAGUGUGAAAGUAUGCAUGUCAGAUUAAUUGCCAUCAUGUUGAAAUAAUUGGGGAGAUGUGUUUUCCAAAC
Messenger RNA from Lemur catta (Ring-tailed lemur), 2092 nucleotides. RefSeq names its product solute carrier family 7 member 2 (gene SLC7A2). Gene Ontology annotation, biological process: transmembrane transport; amino acid transport. Gene Ontology annotation, molecular function: amino acid transmembrane transporter activity. Gene Ontology annotation, cellular component: plasma membrane. The transcript is spliced from 11 exons. NCBI's taxonomy places the organism in Eukaryota, Metazoa, Chordata, Mammalia, Primates, Lemuridae. Bases 64 to 1836 code for a protein of 590 amino acids. The record is from RefSeq and is a predicted model, not a curated record.